Centruroides sculpturatus (bark scorpion) is the source of this 1545-nucleotide messenger RNA. Its product is annotated as E3 ubiquitin-protein ligase Siah1-like. The record is from RefSeq and is a predicted model, not a curated record. Gene Ontology annotation, molecular function: ubiquitin conjugating enzyme binding; ubiquitin protein ligase activity; zinc ion binding. The coding region runs from base 312 to 1151 and encodes 279 amino acids. Gene Ontology annotation, cellular component: cytoplasm. NCBI's taxonomy places the organism in Eukaryota, Metazoa, Arthropoda, Arachnida, Scorpiones, Buthidae. Gene Ontology annotation, biological process: proteasome-mediated ubiquitin-dependent protein catabolic process; multicellular organism development. The transcript is spliced from 7 exons.
CUAAAUUUACAAAUGUAAAAUUACAUUAAAUAAAAUACAGAAUGAUGGAAGAAAAAGUAGUCCUCAUCUGGUCUGAAUCUCUGGUACUCAUGUGUUACAUAGAAUGAACAAACUGCAUCAGUUGAGUGGAACAUUGUAUUGACUGAACAUUAGUGUCCCAUAUUGUGCAAAUCCAAAAAUAAUACAGGAACUGGGAUCAACAUCAGCCAUGUAAUCAUUACCAUCAACAUCACUAUGCUAUGUUGGGUGUUUCCAUAUGUGAUUCAAUGUUCACAACUGUUUACAGAUGCAACAGUUAUAUUUAGAGAAAGAUGGCAAGUCGUCAAGUUCAAUCAUGUACAAAAGGAAGAGGACACUUGACAAAUACAGCUUCUGGUUCAUCUAUCGCAGAUCCUCCAACCGAUUUAGCUAGUUUAUUUGAGUGUCCAGUAUGCUUUGACUAUGUUCUUCCACCCAUUCUUCAAUGUCAGAAUGGGCAUUUAGUUUGCUCAUCUUGUCGUCAAAAACUUACAUGUUGUCCUACAUGCAGAGGCCCAAUGGGGAAUAUACGUAAUUUAGCAAUGGAGAAAGUGGCUAGUACAGUAAUGUUCCCAUGUAAAUAUUCUGUAUCUGGCUGUACAGUACAGUUGCUUCAUACAGAUAAACCAGAACAUGAAGAUGCUUGUGAAUUCAGGCCAUAUUCAUGUCCAUGUCCUGGAGCAUCCUGCAAAUGGCAAGGCUCUCUGGAACAAGUCAUGCCUCAUCUGUUACACUCUCAUAAAUCAAUUACAACAUUGCAAGGAGAAGAUAUUGUGUUCUUAGCUACAGAUAUUAAUCUUCCGGGAGCAGUAGACUGGGUAAUGAUGCAAUCAUGUUUUGGUCAUCACUUCAUGUUGGUUUUAGAAAAACAAGAAAAAUAUGAUGGUCAUCAGCAAUUCUUUGCCAUUGUUCAGCUAAUUGGCUCUCGAAAGCAAGCAGAAAAUUUUAUUUAUAGGUUGGAAUUGAAUACACAGAAACGACGACUGAUGUGGGAGGCGACGCCUCGCAGCAUUCACGAAGGAGUGCAGUCGGCCAUCAUGAACAGCGACUGUCUAGUGUUCGAUAACAACGUAGCCCAGCUUUUCGCUGAUAACGGUAACCUGGGUAUCAACGUCACCAUCACCGUCUGUUGAUGCCAUGUGCCUUUUAACAGUUAAUUGGCCACUCCCAGUCUUCCACCCCCGGAUCCCGCUCUAGUUCCUUCGGUCCUGUAUUUAGUUUUCGUAUAUGUCUGUACCUAGAAAACCGGUUGCCAUGGUUACCAUCUCGUCUUCAAUUUGUCCAAGGAUGAUUUGGCAUGACCUUGUUUUCUGUUGUCGCGUUUAUCUCAUGUACUGUACCCCGUGUACGGGCCUAUUUAUUCGUUUGUAUGGUUAAAGUAUUGGACCGUAUCAGGCUCCCAUUCAACGUAACAUUGUUUAUAUCUAUCAUACUAUUUGUACAUAAAUAAUCGUGCAUAUUAUAAAUACCCAUAUGUCAAUAGUUUGAACCACUUGUUGUAAAUAAAUAAACUUUUUUCUAUUUAAA